Messenger RNA from Eurytemora carolleeae, 1743 nucleotides. Its product is annotated as solute carrier family 41 member 1. The coding region runs from base 33 to 977 and encodes 314 amino acids. Gene Ontology annotation, biological process: monoatomic cation transport. The record is from RefSeq and is a predicted model, not a curated record. Gene Ontology annotation, cellular component: plasma membrane. The transcript is spliced from 8 exons. Gene Ontology annotation, molecular function: monoatomic cation transmembrane transporter activity. NCBI's taxonomy places the organism in Eukaryota, Metazoa, Arthropoda, Copepoda, Calanoida, Temoridae.
UCAUCCUAGCCAGGUAACUAGUUGGACUUAUCAUGGUCAUUGUUAUCAUCCUAGCCAGAGCCUUGAAGGUGAACCCUGACAACGUGGCGACCCCUAUCGCCGCCUCCCUUGGUGAUGUAACCACGUUAUCCCUACUGGCCUGGAUUGCAGAUAUUCUAUUCAGACAUCUAGAACUUAAGAUGUUCACGGCGCAAAUCAUUAUAGGAUGUUAUUUUCUGAUACUUCCCGUAUUCUUGUACAUGGCCUGGAGUAACCCCCACACUGUAGAAGUACUGCAAACAGGAUGGACACCUGUACUUAUGGCUAUGCUAAUAAGUUCUGGAGGAGGUUUAAUCCUGGACCACGCUGUGGAGAUGUUCAAGGGAAUAACAGUGUUUGCUCCAGUUAUGAAUGGAGCUGGAGGAAAUCUUGUUGCUAUACAGGCCUCUCGGAUGACGACAUAUCUUCAUGCUGCAACCAACUCCCUCCAAGGCACCUUCCCGCCAGAUGACGACCGCGUGUGCGUGCUGCCCUGCUCGGCGCUGUGUGGUGGAUUCAGCUGCUGCGGUUCAAACCAGGCGGCCCCGCACGCCGGUACAGCCCGGCUACUCCUGUGUAUACUUGUGCCGGGGCAGCUGGUGUUUGUGUACUCUAUUUGUGUACUAGAAGCUGGUGUACUUCCAACUCCUUUGUUCUUACUGGGAUACAUCAUUGCAUCCGUUGCACAGGUUGUUCUUCUGUUGUAUCUGUGCCAGCUGUUGGUCUACUGGAUGUGGAGUAGAGGGGCGGAUCCAGAUAAUGCUGCUAUUCCAUAUCUGACAGCGAUCGGGGAUUUGUUGGGAACUGGUUUCCUAACUAUUGCAUUUCUUCUACUUCACUUUGGAGGAGACCCAACUAUUCAAAAUCUAGAUGUUCAUAGGAUAAUGAAUGAAACAGUCGUGGAAUUUCUCAACCAUACUUCCUUCAGUGUCAAUUUAGUGGCUACACUAGACACAUAAACACUAUUAGACAGUAGAUACAUAGAUAUUUGACACAUAUAUAGUAGACACCUAAACACUAGACACAUAAACACUAUUAGACAGUAAAUACAUAGACAUUAGACACAUAUAUAAUAGAUACAUAAACAAUAGACACAUAAACACUAUUAGACAGUAGAUACAUAGACUUUAGACACAUAAAAACUAUUAGACAGUAGAUACAUAGACAUUAGACACAUUGACAGUAGACAUAUAAACACAAGACACAAACAAUAGACACCUAAACACUUGACACAUAAAUUAAAGCAAUGUGCUCGUAAGAUUAAAACCUUUUAUGUUUUCAUACUUAACUCCUCUUAUUAAAAGAGAAUUUUUAAACUUCUGCAUAAAUCAAAAUAGUGGAGCUACGAGGUCACAAGGUCGUACCAGUAAUGUCACAUGAAGGAAUUGAGACUUUGCUACAAACUAAAAUUUUUCUACAUCUAUAAAUCCUUUCAACCUGAAUGUUUAAACCUUUUAUAUUUUAAACUUAGAUUAUUCUAUCUAGCAGAAUUCAAAGAUUAAAAUAUCGGAGGUCUGCAACAUUGGGUUGAACAGAUAAAGGGUUUAGAAAAUCAGAGUUUGUGGCAAAAACUCAAUUCUUUUGGGCUUCUCCUAUACUGUCAUUAUUUUAACGUGUCAAUAUACAUAUCACAGUUAUAAUUUUAAAAAGUGGCAAUUAUACUAGAAGCAUAUACAGUAUACACAUGGACACUUAUAGACACAUAGAAAGUUCAUCAUUUAAUUU